This is a messenger RNA of Hemibagrus wyckioides, 2420 nucleotides long. Its product is annotated as sialidase-3-like. Gene Ontology annotation, biological process: ganglioside catabolic process; oligosaccharide catabolic process. Gene Ontology annotation, molecular function: exo-alpha-sialidase activity. Gene Ontology annotation, cellular component: cytoplasm; lysosome; membrane. The record is from RefSeq and is a predicted model, not a curated record. NCBI's taxonomy places the organism in Eukaryota, Metazoa, Chordata, Actinopteri, Siluriformes, Bagridae. The transcript is spliced from 3 exons. The coding region runs from base 163 to 1332 and encodes 389 amino acids.
AAAGCUCGAUGUACACGCGCACACUGUUCCUAGAAACAGAAACAGCGCAGAUAGCGUGACAGCGGUGAAGGAGCGGUCGACACGGAAAACUUACAGCCAAAACUCUCAGUCUGAAGGUGCAGCAGACACGAAAUUUGAACCAAACUAGAUAAAAAUUGAGAAAUGGAAAACAGAAAUUCAGAAAGUGACUCCCAGACACAAGCAGACCCACCAAAAACUACUUUGUUCAGUAAAGAGCCAAGCGGUAUAAAUUACAGGAUCCCAGCUAUAAUCUACAUCAACGACACUCAAACCUUUCUUGCUUUUGCUGAGAAAAGAACAUCACAACAUGAUCAUGAUGCCUCUCUCAUGUACAUGAGGAAGGGAACACGGCAGAAUGGGUCCAUUCAGUGGUCACCUGUUCGGGAGCUUAACACUGCUUGUUUGACUGGACAUCGCACCAUGAACCCGUGUCCGGUCUAUGAAAAAGAAUCUAAGAUUCUCUUUCUGUUCUUUAUCUGUGUGGAGGGCAAUACCAGUGAACAUUACCAGAUUCGCACUGGUAAGAACAAGGCUCGGCUGUGUUACGUCACUAGUAGUGAUAAUGGGCAGAAUUGGAGCAGCGUGGUAGACUUGACAGAAAGUGUGAUUAAAGAUGAGAUUCGAAAUUGGGCCACAUUUGCUGUUGGACCUGGACAUGGCAUUCAGAUGAAGAGUGGUAGACUCCUCAUUCCUGCUUAUGCCUAUUACAUGUGCAGAAAUGAUGAUGGUCACCCACCACAUACAAUGUCCCAGGCUUUUGCAUUCUACAGUGAUGAUUGUGGGACCACAUGGCAGUUCGGAGAACGAGUAAGCACCGAAUCUUGUGAGUGUUUGAUGGCAGAGAUCAUAGACAGAGAAGGCAGGAGUCACUUGUACUGCAAUGCAAGAAGCACUAGAGGUAAAAGGGUUGAGUCUUUUAGCAAAAGUUGCGGAGUGAAUUUUGAUCGUCCUCCAUCUUCACAGAACCUGGUAGAGUGUGGUCGUGGCUGCCAGGGUAGUGUGUUGAGCAUCGAUGUGCCUAAGGAACAAAAAAACGUAACAUCAGACACUGAGAACUGGCUCCUUUAUUCUCAUCCAACUGACAAAGUGAAGAGAAAGGAUCUUGGGGUUUACCUGAAUAAAUCUCCUCUCAGUGCCUCUGGUUGGAGUAAACCAUGGAUCGUCCAUCAUGGCCCCAGUGGAUACUCGGAUCUGACUCCAUGUGAGGAGCCUGAUCGCUUUGCUUGCCUCAUGGAGUGUGGGAAGAAGAGUGAACUUGAACAAAUAGCCUUUGUGGAGUUUUCCCUCUCUGAUAUCCUGAACAAUCAGUAGCUAUAUUUACACAAAUGGUAUUAAUCUAAAUGUUAAAAAAGAAGUGCCUAAAUCAGAAUAAAAUGACUGCCUUGGUUAAAUUGAGUUUGUGUAGCACUUAUAACAAUAGAUAAAGCAGCUUUACAGAACAUCCCGAUACGGAUGUAGAUCCCUAAUGAGUUAGCCAGAGGUGACACUGAACCCAUUGCCAUGUUCACUGAACCAGUUUGAGAUGAGGUUUGCUUGACCUGCUUUACGUAUUUGUCUGCUUUUUGUCACUAGUCCAGGCUGGUGGAAGUGGUUUACUGGUGUGUUAAAUGUUUUCAUGCCACACUCUGGGCCUGUUAAAACAAAUCAAUCAUCACUUUAAUUUCACAGACUAUUUAAGUAUUGUUGUUGCCACAAAGCACAUGUCAACUGGUUUCAUGAACAUGACAAUGAGUAACCAGAAUGGAAUCUACCUGAAAAAUCUGUAAGAACUGUAUGCUACAAUCAUAUCAACAUAGACCAGAAUCUUGGAAGAAAGAUUUCUUGUGGAAUCCCUGCCAUGAAGAACUGAGGCUGUUUUGAGAGCAACGGGGGGGCUUACCCAAUGUUAGUGUAAUGUUCCUAAUAAAAAGCCCAAUGAGCUUCAACCUAGUGCUUGGAACAUUUAUACUACCCAGACAUUAAAACAUUACUAUGUUUAUAUUGCUUAUCAUAUUAUGAUGCUUUGUAAGUAUGAUAGACAUGUGAUGUGCCACUCUAAUCUUGAGAGUAUAAGUAUAUGAAUGAAUAUAAUUAGCAGUAGUACUGAAGGUUAUGCACUUGUGGUUAUCCUAAUGCUUCAUUGCAUUAUAUUUUAUGGGAGGGUUCUAUCUAAUACUUAAGGGAGUGCUGUGGUUGCAUUUAUUUUUCCACUAUAUUAUUUAUUUCAAAUGUACUAUAUUCGAGAUGGCAGAACUGUGAUUAGUUAAUGGCUUAUGGAAACUUGGAAAAACGCAAAUUACAUCAAUUGCGAAAUCUGUAAAAUUGUGAAAUUGAUUUUUGAAAGCGAAUUUGAUUUUUUCUUUUACUUGGCAAUUGCUCAUGUGUUCAUUCUUUAAAUAAAUCACACAAUAUUUAUAUCA